AUGUGGCUCCAAACAGGAAGUUUUGCACAUAACGCACCAAACAACCCAGCACUGUUGAGACCAUGGCCGCCUAAAGGCGUCUGCUUUGGUACUAUGGAACUUGAGUUUGGGGACCCUUCCUUUGUCAUGGAGGUCUCCAAUGCAUUGGGAUGGUUUUCCAGAAGAGGUGCCCGGCCUACCCCGUCCAAGUCUCCGCUCUCUCAGGGAGCAGUCUUCCAUCAUGCUGAAUUUUGUCUUCCAGGAGCUGCCCCUAUGGGGUGGGGCCAUUGGCCAGCCUUGUCUCUCAACAGUCGUCAUGUGUAUGCAAGGAAGCCAGGAAUACAGGUUUUCUUGAUGAUUUUGGUUUUAAUUGUUUUUAUUGCGCCUGACAAAAAACAGUUACCUGAUGGUUCCUCAAUUGUUAUUUUAAUAAAAUAA
Molecule: messenger RNA, 417 nt
Organism: Pipistrellus nathusii (Nathusius's pipistrelle)
Lineage: Eukaryota; Metazoa; Chordata; Mammalia; Chiroptera; Vespertilionidae
Source: the annotation of a GenBank genome assembly